Molecule: messenger RNA, 4312 nt
Organism: Linum trigynum
Lineage: Eukaryota; Viridiplantae; Streptophyta; Magnoliopsida; Malpighiales; Linaceae
Source: the annotation of a GenBank genome assembly
UCUCUUACAAUGAUUUAAUUCUCAAAUCAUUAACUAAUGCCAUGGUGAUUUAUUAUGUUUAUAACAAAAAUUUAGAACAUUUAGCAUAAUUACUUGCAAUGAUUCAAUUCUCAAAGCGUUAAGUCAUGUCAUGGGAAUUUAUGACGUCUUUAUAAUCCUUCAACAAAUUAUAGAUUCUUAGGCACACAUAUUCUUAGUACCAUAAUAUUUGUAUGAAUAGCAUACUGCAAUUGUUAACACUAAUUAAACUUAAAUCACGUUUGAAUCACUAAACUUUUGUUAUUUUGGUCACAUCUUAAACUAUCACCCAUAUAGGCAAAAUAAUGAAAUAGGCAAAAUGAUGAGAAAGAAGCAUAUUUACGAUGCAGAAAAAUCGGUUUGAAAUAAAAGUAAAUAAAACCAUAAUUGGCUUUGAACCCCCUAGCUUUGAUGAGGAAAGGGAUGGAUGGUAGAAGAUAAGAUAUUGUAGUGGUUUUAUAGGGAUGAGUUUUAUAGUAUAUCCCUUCUAAAAAAUAAUAAUUAGAAUUGACGUGGUGAGACACAAAUUAUUAGUUUGAGAAUAAAAUAAUAACACGAUUCUAUGGACCAAUUAUGUACUUUUUCAUGACCAUAAGAACAAAACACCUUAAUAUUUUAUAGCAUGCCACAAUUACUGGUAAUUAAUAAGUUGGAUUGUUUUUCUAUUUUUUAAAGGAUAAUUACUAAAUUAUGCAUGAUGAUUUCUAGUAAAAAAAGGAUUCUACACAUCUGGUGCGAGAGAAAGAAGGAAAAGGGGAGUGAUUUACUUAUUUUAAUAUAUUUAUUAGUUUUUUUUGGUAAACUCCUUAACGCCGGAUGUACAGAGGGAAAAUUUUAAAAAUUGUAAGAAGAUAAAAAAAAUAUUUUAGCGGUUCGUAGAAACAAACAGGAUGUUUAUCCGCGGUAAAAGGAGAGAGAGAAAAAAAAAAUAGUGCUGACGUGGACACAUGACAUGCGAGAAAAUUUGAAAUGAAGAAGGGCUUAUUGAGAAAUCCUAUAAUAUAUUUUAUGGAUAUAUGCUCAGCACAUUUACUUUUAAUAGUUUUCCUUUUUUAUACAUAUUUUGUUAAAACCGACAUAUAUUAAUUAUUCUUCGAUAGGAUCAUUUCACUUAUCAAACUAAACAUGAUAUAAACCUAUUUGACAACCUUUUCAUUAAGUCUUCAGAUAAGAUGCUAAUGCCGAAACCCAAGCCCACGGGCCACGAUCAAAAGACUAGGAAUGCUUGAUGCAACCGCGAAUGUUGUGGUCGGCGUUACAAAGUUGGAAUAUAUCGUCUGCCAUUUUACUGAAAAAAAAAUAUAACUCCCGUCUUCCGGCAUGGCAAGUGGCAAUUGAGUUUCCACCGGGAUGAUCGCAGCUGCGGGUCCUCAUACUACUUCUCAUGUCACUCUUCUCCAAUAAAACGAUCUUCCGGCGACUCCAUCCUCACUUUUUCCGUUCAUUCCCUCGUUCAAUUCCUCCGUUACCCUAUGCCCCCUCCCCACCUUUAGUCACGUCGAUUGCCAUUUUUCCUUUCUCUUGGGCAUUUCGUCGAACGCCUUGCGUGCGGUUCCAACUUUCUCGCUGUUUCGCGUCUCACCUACACGUCUCCGCGGAAAAUCUCGGAACCGCUCUUGAGUUGAUUCCGGAAAGAAUUGAUUGCCAUGAUCCUUCGAAGCACACUCUCGUCGAAUCUCUUACGGUCGCUUCCCAGUUCUCCACUGAAGCAGAGGCUACGACAUAUUUGGAUGACAGCGGCAUCAAGCCCAGUUUGGAACUAGUGUACUCGGUCAUCUGGGAGUUGAGGGAGAACUGGAAAGUCGCGUUCUUGGCCUUCAAAUGGGGAGAAAAACGGGAGUGUGCUGAUGAGAAAGCUUGCGAGUUGUUGGUAUGGGUUCUGGGAAAUCAUCACAAGUUCGGCAUUGCUUGGACUUUAAUUCGAGAUUUGCAUCGUGCCUCGUUGAGUAUCCGCAGCGUGUUGCUUGUUAUGAUUGAUAGAUAUGCUGCUGCAAAUAAUCCGGAGAAAGCUAUAUGGACAUUCCGUGUCAUGGAGAAGUUCAGGAUGUCCCCAGACCAAGAUGCAUUCUACUCUUUGCUAAAAGCCCUCUGUAACCAUGGAAACAUUGAAGAAGCUGAAGAAUUUAUGUUUCUCAGUAAGAAGCUUUUCCCAUUGCAAACUGAUGGUUUUAACAUCAUCCUCAGUGGGUGGUGCAAUAUUUUUGUUGAUAUACUUGAAGCAAAGAGGAUUUGGAGGGAAAUGUCGAAAUGUUGCAUCGUGCCUAAUGCAACUUCUUAUACGCUUAUGAUUUCCUGCUUCUCAAAGAUUGGGAAUCUUUUCGAUUCAAUGCGGCUAUAUGAAGAAAUGAAGAAAAGGGGUUGGUCACCGGGUCUCGAGGUAUACAAUUCGCUAAUUUUUAUUCUAACUCGUGAGAAUUUAUGCAAGGAAGCUUUGAAAAUUCUGGACAAAAUGAAACAUCUGGGAAUUCAGCCUGAUUCUGCAACUUAUAAUUCUAUGAUACGUCCAUUAUGCGAGGCAAAAAAGCUAGUUGAGGCAAAAGAUGUAUUGGCGAACAUGAUUGAGGAUAAUGUUAAACCAACUACUGAUACUUACCAUGCGUUUAUAGAAGGUUCUGAUUUGAACAUCGGCUGGGAAUUGCUUGGCCAAAUGAGAAAGGAAGGUUUACGUCCGACUGGAGGAACCUUUUUAUUGUUGCUUUCCAAGUGCUUCAAGCUAGGGCAAGCUGAGAAUGCAUUGAAUAUUUGGGCAGAAAUGAAGCAACUGUAUGAAGUGAUGCCUGACAAAGCACAUUAUGAGAUGUUGGUGGAAGGCCUGAGUAGGUGUGGAAUGUUAAACAAAGCAAGAGAUUAUUAUGCUGAGAUGAGGUCAAGAGGGUUCACUGAUGAUCCGAAAUUGCAGAAGAUGCUGAAAGAACGAGUGCCUGGAAAUAUUGAAACAGUGGAAUGUUUAUCUAGACAAGUUCAUAAAGUUCGAAGUAAGAGGGUCAGUCCAUUGAGAAAGUAGCUUUGGCUUGAAUGACCCUGACUAGGAGAAGUUCAUGUGAAGGAUCUAUUCACCAUGAAGCUCAUCAAGCUAAUGCAUGAAACCAUGUUGGAGGCUGGAUACAGGUUUUUCCACAACAUUAACUAGCUUAAUCUGGACUAGCUUGGUGGCGAUUCUAUCAGGAUACUGUUAAACCCGAGGUACUCCCGUGGACUCCGUACUGUCAGUGUGAUUUUACGAGGAACAGAAUCCCUUCUGUAAACUCCGUCAUGUUUAAUUUUAAUGGUUUGACAUGGCAUUUAUUAAUCAGUAAUUCACAUUUCUUUAAGCAUUGAAGCAUAAUUGAUAUCGAUAUCUGAGAUGGUUAUGUUUCCCCCCCCCCCCCCCCCCCCCCCCUGUGUUCUGGCGGAAAUAAUUACCCUGGAGCUUGUCCCGGUUUCUUUUUAGCAUUUUUACCUCUUAAGAUUUGUGGCUAACAGGUUCCCUGUGUUGAUGAACUAGCAGUAUUAUUGAAAUGUCAAGCGAUACAAGUAGAAAUAUUGGCGUAUGGUACUAUCACUAACCAGUAGCCAUAAUAGAAUUAUGGUCGUGAAAUUCAACUUGAAACCUGUAAACCCAUUCCUUUCACUUCCUCUUGUUCCUAUGUUGAAAUGAAGCUAGGUGAGAAACUCAAGACCACUGUGAUCAUAGUCUUGUUCUUGCCUGCAUCUCUGUAGUAAUUGAGAGUGUCUAAUUGGUAGGAUUAAAAAGUGAAUGCCCUGGGAAGGUAAUAACUUCUAUGAUGCCAAAUGUGGAAGUGGAAACUUUUGGAUAGGAGGUUAGUAGUCAUUGCAGUGAUGGUAUUGUAUAGUAGAAGUCAAUGAGCUAUUCGAAAUUUUCGUGAGCAUUUGAACAAAUCAAAAGUUUCAUAAAACCGCUCCAAUAUGUUGAGUUUGAACUCUGAAGGUGAAAACAAAAAAGCAGAGCGACCAUGUUUUGUAACAGAAGGAACAUCAAUGUGUAAUCUGUUGUUGUAUGGUGUCGACACUCAUGUUGUGGUAGGUCAUCCUUGUUUCCCACUCGUUACCCGUUUAGGUUUUUAUAUUCCACUCUGUAUUAUCCCCUAACUUUUAUAUUCUCUAUUUGGGUUUUCAUAUUACAGCACAGCAACGGUCAUAUCCUGCUCAAUUGAGUCAUGGCAAUUUGCGUACAGUUGGAUGACAGAAGCGUAGCUAAGCCAUGUGAGAGCCCUUCAUAAGGCUGGACCAUUUCUCUUCGAUUUUCUUGAUUAUUCUGUUUUUCUUUCAAGCUUAAGAAAUUUCUUGAACCCUC